Messenger RNA from Homo sapiens (human), 1116 nucleotides. It is a transcript of the gene S100B, whose product is annotated as S100 calcium binding protein B. Gene Ontology annotation, molecular function: zinc ion binding; calcium ion binding; signaling receptor binding. Gene Ontology annotation, cellular component: nucleus; cytoplasm; neuronal cell body. The coding region runs from base 79 to 357 and encodes 92 amino acids. Gene Ontology annotation, biological process: learning or memory; response to anesthetic; adaptive thermogenesis. The record is from RefSeq and is a predicted model, not a curated record. NCBI's taxonomy places the organism in Eukaryota, Metazoa, Chordata, Mammalia, Primates, Hominidae. The transcript is spliced from 3 exons.
GCCGCCCAGGACCCGCAGCAGAGACGACGCCUGCAGCAAGGAGACCAGGAAGGGGUGAGACAAGGAAGAGCCCCUAGGAUGUCUGAGCUGGAGAAGGCCAUGGUGGCCCUCAUCGACGUUUUCCACCAAUAUUCUGGAAGGGAGGGAGACAAGCACAAGCUGAAGAAAUCCGAACUGAAGGAGCUCAUCAACAAUGAGCUUUCCCAUUUCUUAGAGGAAAUCAAAGAGCAGGAGGUUGUGGACAAAGUCAUGGAAACACUGGACAAUGAUGGAGACGGCGAAUGUGACUUCCAGGAAUUCAUGGCCUUUGUUGCCAUGGUUACUACUGCCUGCCACGAGUUCUUUGAACAUGAGUGAGAUUAGAAAGCAGCCAAACCUUUCCUGUAACAGAGACGGUCAUGCAAGAAAGCAGACAGCAAGGGCUUGCAGCCUAGUAGGAGCUGAGCUUUCCAGCCGUGUUGUAGCUAAUUAGGAAGCUUGAUUUGCUUUGUGAUUGAAAAAUUGAAAACCUCUUUCCAAAGGCUGUUUUAACGGCCUGCAUCAUUCUUUCUGCUAUAUUAGGCCUGUGUGUAAGCUGACUGGCCCCAGGGACUCUUGUUAACAGUAACUUAGGAGUCAGGUCUCAGUGAUAAAGCGUGCACCGUGCAGCCCGCCAUGGCCGUGUAGACCCUAACCCGGAGGGAACCCUGACUACAGAAAUUACCCCGGGGCACCCUUAAAACUUCCACUACCUUUAAAAAACAAAGCCUUAUCCAGCAUUAUUUGAAAACACUGCUGUUCUUUAAAUGCGUUCCUCAUCCAUGCAGAUAACAGCUGGUUGGCCGGUGUGGCCCUGCAAGGGCGUGGUGGCUUCGGCCUGCUUCCCGGGAUGCGCCUGAUCACCAGGUGAACGCUCAGCGCUGGCAGCGCUCCUGGAAAAAGCAACUCCAUCAGAACUCGCAAUCCGAGCCAGCUCUGGGGGCUCCAGCGUGGCCUCCGUGACCCAUGCGAUUCAAGUCGCGGCUGCAGGAUCCUUGCCUCCAACGUGCCUCCAGCACAUGCGGCUUCCGAGGGCACUACCGGGGGCUCUGAGCCACCGCGAGGGCCUGCGUUCAAUAAAAAGAGCGCAGCUUGGGA